Molecule: messenger RNA, 1600 nt
Organism: Sinocyclocheilus grahami
Lineage: Eukaryota; Metazoa; Chordata; Actinopteri; Cypriniformes; Cyprinidae
Product: voltage-dependent T-type calcium channel subunit alpha-1G-like
Exons: 3
Coding region: 227-1504 (425 amino acids)
Source: RefSeq, a predicted model, not a curated record
AUACAAUACAUUGAUAUGAAAAAUUCAUUAGAUGUACAUAUUCAUAUAAGAAAUAUGCAUUUGCAUUCAUGCAACAUGAUUUAUGAGAACAUGUUUCUUGAUCAGUCUCCUCCCUGUGUCUAGUGCACAGAGAUGUUUGCUUUUCAUUGUAUGCUAACCAGUCCAGCCUCUAUGUAUUAGGUACAAUGUGUGUGCGUGUGCUUCCAUGUGUUCAUAAGGGCCCCUGAUGCUCCAAACACAAGUACCAGCUCUCACCUUGACUUGCAUCUCUUUUAAUGCCCCUCAGACCACAGCUCCAGCAGAUCCCACAGACCCCCAGCAGCCAGACGAGCCAACGCAUGAGCACUUACUGUACGUGAAGAAGACCUCAGUGGGCCGUACGCAUUCUCUGCCCAAUGACAGCUACAUGUUCCUGCCGCUGCAGCCCAACUCAACCCACAGUACCCACACAACCUCACCUCAACUCGUUCAGACUGGGUCUACAGGCUCUAUCCAGUCUCAAACAGAAGAACCCACACUGCUCUUGAGUGUGCCCACUGAUCUGUUCAGACCGAUCAGUCCUCAUAGCUUAUCAGAUUCAGAGAGCAUCCCACGAAUCCCCCCACCUCGCCGGGCACACUCUCUCUCACGAACCCUACGCAGACAGGUGGCAGUGAGUGCUGACUCUCAGGAGACUCUAUACACAGAGGGAGGGGAAAACGAGGGUCCCCUGGGGCUUAGGGAACUGUCGGACCCCCAUGUCAACCUUCCACCUCAGCAGCAGCACCAGCCUUCCCUCUUUCUGGUCCCUGCCACACCAGGCGCCUCCCCGAAACCAUUGCGACCUAGCGUCCACACACAGCACAACCCCUACGACCAGUACAACGUGUUCUCCAAGCGUUCCUGCUCUCCACCCCUCCCAUCACUGGCUGCCAGAAAGCAGGAGGAAAUGGACUCUGUGGAUCAGGAGGUAUCCCGAAUUAUCCGGGCGGGGCUCGCAGGGAGGAGUGACGAUGGGAUCGGGGAAGGGACAGGAGAUCAAGGUGCAAGACGUCAGUUUAAGAAGUACCACAGCGUGGACACUCAGGGCCAGCGAGCUCUGCUGUUACCACGGCCCUUGUCCUGGCUUGACGACCCACGUCGGCACUCCAUUGAGGUGUGCUCAUCCAUGGAAAGCAGUCCCCAGCGCAGUUCGAUCUCUUCCGGCUUCGUGUCGCGAGGCGACAGCCUCCAGCAGCAGUCCUCUCCACGCGGCCGCAAGAAAAAGAUGAGUCCGCCGUGCAUCUCUGUGGAUCCGCCCGAAGGUUCGGAGCUUCUGGGAGGCCUUCACCCUGCUCUGGGGAUGGUGCCACCCCCAUUGCCAAAUCGGGACACUUGCCUGAGGAGGCGCGCUCCCUCCAGUGACUCCAAGGACUCAUUUGAUUUGGGUGGAGGAGGAGAUGGGCUGCCACAAGAAGGCGUCCCGAACUCCAAGCUAUUGACUCUGCCUAGCUUCUCUUUUGAGAAUACAAGCUCUGAGCACUGAACACUUGACUUACACGUUCACACACACACGCGCACAUGACACACGAUGCACUCUGUGUAUCCGUGAUGGUGAUAGUAAUAGUAAUAAUAUCUUAGA